This is a messenger RNA of Cooperia oncophora, 1011 nucleotides long. The record is from the annotation of a GenBank genome assembly. NCBI's taxonomy places the organism in Eukaryota, Metazoa, Nematoda, Chromadorea, Rhabditida, Trichostrongylidae.
AUGCAGUCACCGGUUCGAUUCCUCGACCAGCCGGACUACCUCUCAGAAACGGAGAACGACGACAGUAGGCAGAGCGUUGUCUAUUUGUCUGCAUACUUUAUGGCUCCGCUGUUUAGGUUCGUCUCCCUGGCUCGUCCAGCUUCAGCGAUGGCUCAUACAGACUAUCGCAAGAGUUCACGAAAGGGCUUCGAGUCGUUCGACUCAUACAGCAGCGAUGCGAGCAGCCAUGAUUCACGAUCGGUUACAAGAAGCGGUUCGGCAACACCGGUAAUCGACCGGGAAUCGAGAGCUCGAAUGGAGACGAUGGAGCGUCAGCUGGCGGGUCUGUCGAGUCUCGUUCAUUCGGCAUUAGUGAGCAAAGGAAUGAGCGAAAGCAGUCGUAGGGACAUGGCCGAUCUUCGAAGAGAAGUAUCUUCAUCAUUCCAGCCGAAUCUGAUUGUUCCUCGGAGCAAAUCCUCUUUCCAGAUCCUCGCACUCCAUCCUGACGCCGAACGAGCCGCCUCAGAAGAACCGCCUUCAUUACCAGAUAGUCUCUCAUCACAUACCCAGCAUCAACUUGACCAUCUUCGCCAGAAGCUGCAGCAGGCUGGUACUGACAUGAAGCAGCUGAGACGAAUCGCUCAGGUGUGCCUUCACGUAUUCCCAUCAGAGUUGAGAGUAUUCUUGUAUUACAUUCAGGUGAACGCACAGAAUGCUCGCAAAUACAUCAGUGAAGCUGCCGAGGAAAUAACCCGACUGGUUUCUCAAAAAAUGAUGGUUCCUCUCUCAAAUACCGUAUACCCGAACGGCGACGGCCCUUCAGUACAAAAACAGGCCGAAAUUAAAGAGAGAAAAAGCCACGAAGAUCGAUUGAUUCGACUGCUCGAAGGCCUCACAAGGUUCGAGAACAAUGUGGAAAGCGUAAGAAGCAGUGUCCUUACAAGCAAUCGAAAACUGCGAAUGUCUGAAGUCGAAUCGUUGACCGAAGGACUUACCCAAAUCGGUCGCGAAGCCGCCGCCCUAAAAAGUUAG